Messenger RNA from Ctenocephalides felis (cat flea), 3217 nucleotides. RefSeq names its product protein tiptop-like. Gene Ontology annotation, biological process: regulation of transcription by RNA polymerase II. Gene Ontology annotation, cellular component: nucleus. Gene Ontology annotation, molecular function: DNA binding; DNA-binding transcription factor activity, RNA polymerase II-specific. NCBI's taxonomy places the organism in Eukaryota, Metazoa, Arthropoda, Insecta, Siphonaptera, Pulicidae. The coding region runs from base 1 to 3138 and encodes 1045 amino acids. The record is from RefSeq and is a predicted model, not a curated record. The transcript is spliced from 3 exons.
AUGGACGUAUUCGGCAAAAAGUUUCCCAUUGUCUGCGCAGGCGGUGGUGGCAGCGGCGGCACCGAACUCGAUGACAAGUGCACCGUCUGCUUCUGCAUCCAAAUGACUUGUUUUAAUUUCCCCAACCGACUGCGAAUCAAUGAGCAUUUUGAUCAAGAACCGGAUAUCAAUACCGGACAGCAGGACCCUUUAGGCAAUACAGAAUCAAAAGAAGACUUGCUGCAGCAGCAAGAAGUACAGGAAGACAGUGCCCAGGAAGAAAAGGAUAGCAGCAAAGUUUGUGAUUUGAAUAAUAGCGCUACCCACGACUCUAGUGAAAUAACUAAUAAUUCCGACGUCGAGUGUAGUAUACCAGUAUCCCUUGUUCAAGAUUAUCAAGUCAAUAGAGAACCCAGCCCUGGUUGCCCAUCGUCACGAGAGUCGCCUAUGAGUGUUCUUUGUCAUUCAAGUGAAUCGCCCCAUUCUUCUGGUAGGGUAUAUGGCAGCGAGUCCUCGAGUCCUGCAAAUCAAGCAGCAGCAAUGGCAGCCUAUCUUGCGGCAGCACAUCACAAUGCAGCUAAAACAAUGUCAGAAUGCCCACCAUCGCCCACAGUAACAUCAUCAAUUUCACCGCCAGGAGAGGUUGUAUUAGAUUUUAGUACAAGGCGAUCACCACGUUGUGUCACUCCCGAGAAAGUGGCACCGAUGUCAGAAAAUGGUCCUCUUGAUUUAUCAGUAAGCAACCGAAAGAGAACUACUCCCGAACCUAUUUCUCAUGGACAGAGGAAAAGUUUACGCACUAGUGUCGAUCAGCCGCCAGCAGCGUGGCCUUCGCCAUAUUUUGCAGCGGUUGCAGCAGGUUUAGCCAAUGGCAGAAAUACUUCGUCUAUUAAAGCAAGUACUAAUGACGGAGCAAAAGCUUUAGAAAAAAUGGGCGAAUUAAGCCGUUUAGGAUCUAGUGAUGAGUCACAGCGAGGACGACAUGGAGCAUGGCAAUCGCAUUGGUUAAGUAAGGGGGCGGAACAGGCACGCGAUGUACUUAAGUGCGUGUGGUGUAAACAAAGUUUCCAAACUUUAGCCGCUAUGACAGUUCACAUGAAAGAAGCCAAACACUGCGGGAUGAACGCGCCCGCAUCUUCGCUGACUGCGUCUUCCCCUCAACCGCCACCAUCUCAAAUAGCGUCACCCAAACAGCCACAAAAUGAAUUAAGCUUACUAAUUAAGGAUAGUAUGCCAUUACCUCGAAAAUUGGUCAGAGGUCAAGAUGUUUGGCUGGGAAAAGGCGCAGAACAAACAAGGCAGAUUUUGAAAUGCAUGUGGUGCGGGCAGAGUUUCCGAUCUUUAGCAGAAAUGACUAGUCAUAUGCAACAGACCCAACAUUAUACAAAUAUUAUAUCACAAGAACAAAUAAUUUCGUGGAAAUCGUCAGAUGAAAAAGGAGGAAGUGCUCAAAAUUCAUCCGGAAAUUCUUCAAGCGCUGCACCGCAUGGCCCAGGAGGUCACGUGAGUGCUGUACUAACGUGCAAAGUAUGCGAUCAAGCAUUUUCUUCCUUAAAAGAAUUAAGUAAUCAUAUGGUAAAAAAUUCUCAUUAUAAGGAGCAUAUCAUGCGAUCUAUUACCGAAAGUGGAGGCAGAAGACGCCAAACUCGUGAGAAAAGGAAAAAAUCUUUACCGGUGCGGAAACUUUUAGAAUUAGAGCGUGCUCAAAAUGAACUUAAAAAUGGUGAUGCUCCGACAGGACGUAUAAGUUGUGAAAAAUGUGGUGAAAAAAUUGAUACAAGUGUUUUUGUAGAACAUAUUCGUCAAUGUGUUGGUGGUAGUACUUCGCAAAGAAAUUUGUUAAAAAAUGCUUUGUUAGUAGGCGCUCCAGGCGGAGAGCAUAUAUUACCUCCGUCGCAAUUGUCCGAAAAUAAUGAAUCUGCAAAAGCUGUGUCUCCAACAUCGUUGGGAGGUUCUUCUCCGCCCUUACCAGAGAAAAGCUCGUCGCCAUCUGUUCUCAAUGCUAUUGAACAACUGAUCGAAAAGAGUUUUGAUUCGAGAACACGUCAUGGUGCUAAUUAUUCGCCACAUUGCGCGCCAAUGGGAAGCAGUAUUUUAAAACGGUUGGGGAUUGAUGAUAGUGUGGAUUACACGAAACCUCUUGUAGAUGCACAGACUGUUGCAUUGUUGCGCAGCUACCAGCAGAACCAAAACCAACAACAACAAUGCUAUUCUAGAAGAGAACGUAGUGGUAGCGAGUCAAGUUCCGUUUCAGAUCGCGGAGGUCGUCAAGAGUCUUUGACACCUGAUAGUAAAAUGGAGCCACCAGCAUUUGCAGGAACCCCACGUUCUACACCAGACAGAAGGGUAUCUACACCUCAAGCGGAAGAAUCUCCGACUUUGGUUAGGGUAAAAUUGGAACCAGGAACCUCGGAAAUUAUGAGCACAGAUUUAAGUAAGAUUUCGAUGAAAAAGGAACCUGAUGAUGAGUCUCGAAGCCCACAAUCUCGUCGUGCCACACCUAGUCCUGCAGCGGAAUCGCCGCGUUCUACACCUGGGACCAGCGGUCGUAAAGAUGGGGGUAGUUUAGGUGCCCUUUCAUCUAUGUUUGAUAGCCUAUCAGGAACAUCUUCAACAUCUCAAGCGCAAACGGAAAACAGCAGCGGUCAGAAACGACCGGGUUCCCAUCCGUUAGCAGCGCUACAAAAACUAUGUGACAAAACGGAAAAUCACCAUUCAACACGCAGUCAGGUUACACCUGCAACUGCAGCUUGUUCCACAUCGAGUAGUACUGGAUCCGCCACAGGAGCGAUUUUAGCAUUCAGCUGGGCCUGCAACGAUGCAGUUGUGAACUCCGAUUCUGUUAUGAAAUGUGCGUUUUGCGAUACUCCUUUUAUCUCGAAAGGUGCUUAUCGUCAUCAUUUAUCUAAGAUGCAUUUUGUGAAAGAUGGGGCAUUGCCCGAACCUGUGGCAAUAACAACACCUAAACUAACAACUUCCGAAUCUGGUCCUAGUCCAGUGGCAACAACAGCUACAAAUUCAAGCAAGUCAAGUGUUUUGCAAAGCAAUGCGCAAAUUAGUAGUCCGUCAUCGCAGUCUGCAAGUUUUGAUGAGAGUCCCCACUCUAAGUUCCUCAAGUAUACUGAAUUAGCUAAACAACUAUCAAGUAAAUAUGUUUAGAGAAAAAGUGUGAAUGAUCAUUGUGAUAAUACCAUAUCCCAUAUAUUGAUUGAGUGUGUUAAAUAACUAUCAGCAUAAU